GGGGAUCGCAAAAUGGCCACCGCCAAUUCGCGUCAACGUUAAAAUUACGUCGGAACGGAGAGGGAAGUCGCGAGCGGAACUCAACGAGGUGCAGACGUUCCAGAAACCCCGUCGACACGGUGACAACCUUAAAACUCGGAUCGCGCCUCUUUUGCACGUCGCGUUCGACAAACGUUCAACGAGAAGGAAAAACAACGUAAAAGUGGAGAGAAAAAGACAGAAGGCGGAUUCUUGACGAGAACGUCUCUCUUUAUUAUUUUUUUUUGUUUUGUUAUAAUGCCCUUCACUUUUUCGCUCUGAUCGCAGUAAAGUAUUAACGAAAUGGACGAAUCAGAAAAGACUACCGAAGGAGCAGUACCUAUAGUGCUCUCCAAACCAGACCACAAAUUUGAGUUGGACGAAGAAGCACUACAACGGCUUUUUCUUCAGCCUGAGAUAAGAAACCGUAAUGUCGUUGUGGUUUCCGUAGCAGGAGCUUUUCGGAAGGGAAAAUCCUUUAUUUUAGAUUUUUUCUUGAGAUAUUUGAAAGCAACGUACCCUACUUAUUCUAUACAAAAAAAAUCUAAAUCUGAUAGUGAAGACGAAGAUGAAGAGGAAGAAGAGGAACAAGUUGGUCAUUGGAUGGGACCUAAGGAUGUACCACUUGAAGGGUUUUCAUGGAGAGGAGGAUCAGAACGUGAUACUACAGGAAUCCUUAUGUGGUCUGAAAUUUUUUUGACUACUUUGGAAAAAAAUGAAAAGGUUGCAAUCAUCCUCCUCGACACUCAAGGUACAUUCGAUAGCGAGAGUACUGUACGUGAUUGUGCAACAGUGUUUGCCCUCAGCACCAUGAUAAGCUCAAUUCAAAUCUACAACAUAAGUCAAAACAUCCAAGAAGAUGAUUUGCAACACCUACAGUUAUUCACUGAGUAUGGAAGGCUUGCUCUCGCAAGCAGCGAUCAGAAGCCUUUUCAAAAGCUCCAGUUUCUUGUGAGGGAUUGGAGUUUUCCGUACGAAGCCCCGUAUGGGGAAGAGGGUGGCAAAAAACUUUUGGAAAAGCGUUUACAGGUGUCUGAUAAGCAGCAUCCAGAAUUGCAGUCAAUUAGGCGACACAUCAGGUCUUGUUUUACAGACAUAAGUUGCUUUUUAAUGCCUCACCCUGGCCUAAAAGUAGCAACAAACCCUAAUUUUGAUGGCCGUCUCAAAGAUAUCGAAGCAGAAUUUAUUGAACAAUUGUCUAAAUUUGUGCCUUUAUUACUUGCUCCUGAAAACCUUACUUUAAAACGCAUCGAUGGCCAAAAAGUGAAAGCCAAAGAUUUGGUAGAAUAUUUCAAAGCAUAUAUCAAUAUUUAUAGUGGCGAUGAGCUUCCUGAACCCAAAUCUAUGCUUGUUGCUACUGCAGAAGCUAAUAAUUUAUCUGCCGUGGCAAGUGCUAAAGAAACUUACCAUACUUUAAUGGAAGGCGUGUGUGGUGGAGCAAAGCCCUAUGUAAGCUCUAAUCACCUUGAAGCCGAGCAUCAAAGAAUUAAAACUAUGGCCUUGGAUCAAUUUAAAAGCAAGAGAAAAAUGGGAGGUGAAGAAUUUUCUGAAAAUUACCGUAUUAAACUUGACAAGGAUAUGGACGAUCUUUACGGGCAGUUCAGGUUGCACAACGAGAGCAAGAAUAUUUUCAAAGCUGCAAGAACUCCUGCAGUAUUCUUUGCGAUUGCCGUCAUAUUUUACAUCCUAUCUGGAAUUUUAGGACUUGUCGGUCUCUAUGCUUUGUCUAACACAAGCAACCUGAUCAUGGGCGUAUCUUUAAUUACACUUAUUACAUGGUGUUAUGUAAGAUACAGUGGUGAAAUGAUAGAAGUAGGAGGCAGCAUCGAUCAGGCAGCAAACGGGAUUUGGGAAAACUUUAUGAAACCUACAUAUGAAGCUUUUGUAGAAAAAAGUAUUGAACAUGCGGUUAUGAACUCGACAUUACCAUCACUGACAUCCCCAUCUGUUAAUGGUAAACACAAGCAAUUAUGAUCAGUGUUACCUCGAAGCUUUCUGUUAAUCAUUUUGUUACUUUCACUGUUCUAUUUUUAUCUAAUUUUAAGAAAAAAUCAUUAGCUAAUAUCAUGUUUUUUUUAUAAUGUCAGUAGUGCAAAAGAAUUCAAUUAAAUUAUUAUCAAUGAAAAAAUAAAAUAAUUUAGAAACAAAAAAUCAUUUUCAAAUUGAAUUAAUCUACUUACACAUGUAUAACAAAACUACUUUGUUUUGUAAAUAAUAAAUAAAUAAUUUUAUUCUGUAUCAUUUGUCCAUCAGAAUCUGCAUCUGUCUUUAAUUGUACAAUGUAAUUGGAUUAAUCUUUUAUUUGGCAAGGGUAACCAAAUGCUUAUAAUACGCAUGGCUAAUUCUAAUCAAGUAGCAUUCUUUAUAAAUAUAUAAUAUUUGUACAUAAAUAUAGUAUAUCCAAUGGUCUCGAAGACUAUGUUAAUUCUGAUAGAAGUAUAUUUUUUCAAGCAAAAACUAAAUUUAAAAAAAAAAAUUAAAACAAUAUUUUCUACAUUGGCUAGGUUUAAUAAAAACUUUCUGUAUAGUGUUAAUGCUCUCUAUUUGAAUCAAGUAUUGUUACAUUAUUUUAAGUUAAAAAUUGCUAAAUUGUUUUGUUUUUUGUAUGUAAACAUUGAAAUUAUUAUCGUGUGUGUAUUAUAGUUGUUUUAAAUUUUUUUUUUUUCGUCCACUUCCGUCAACUCGGAGACGAGAUUUAUUCAUACAGGCUUCGUUUUUAUAUCAUAGUUUACAUUUAAUGUUAUAUAAUUUUUUUUGUAAAUGAAAAAAAAUUGUGUAGUUUUUUUAAUUAAUAUAGUUUAAUGUUAUAUUUAAAAUUAGUUUUUGUGAAAUAAACUAACUGCACCUUUAUUCAGUUAUAAAUAGAAUUAUAUUUUUGAAUUAUGAAUGUAAUGUUACAAAAAGCGAGUAUGUCAAAGUACAAAACAAUGGUACUUGUUCAAAUAUGGACACGAUACAUUUAACAUUUUAAUGGAGGAUAAACGGUGUCUGCUGAAUUCCUUAUGCUUAUUAAUUAUAUAAGUAAGAAAACUAUUUUUUCUCCCGUGAAACUAACUUGUAAUCUUUCCUCUGUGAUUUCUCUGUGCCAAAUGACAUUUUGCAAUUUUUAUUACAAUACCUAUUUAAGAUUUUGGCUUUGGUUUUAAAUUAAUUAUUAAUUUUGCUACCUUUUUAAUUAGUUACUUAUAACUUGCUGCUAAAGAAAGUCUUCCAAAACAUUUUCUCGAUACACCCUUGAUAUGGCGUUUCCAUAAUUUCAAAAAAUAGACAUAGCCAUGUUUUGCUUUUUGUACGUUUCUUCGUUCUUUGUUUUGUUUUCUUGGGAAUGAAUUAUGUACUCUUUCCAUAGCUCUGACGCGUUCCGUCAGCAAUGUGCCAUUGGGUGAUUCACAAUUAAUUACUCUAUUACUUGUGUGGUUUUAUUGGAUAAUUGUGUGCCUUUUAAACUUUGUAUUUUGUAAUGAACGAUGACCACUUUAGAAAACACAUUGAAAUAACACCAUUACAUUCACUGUGAUUAAUUACGAUUAUUAACGUUGUCUUGUUUUCUUAGAAUUUCCCUACUUAAUAAUUUUAAGUUCAUUUAGUUUAUAUUUUAUAUAUUUUAAUAAGUAAUUGAAGAAAGUAUAAUUGUAAAUAGAGUCCAAUUAAAUGUUAUUUAUUUAUUUAGUUUAGCAAAUAGGUAUUAAUGUGAUAAGUGAAAUAUACUGUGGAUUGUUUUUGGUGAUGUUGAUGAUAGAUUAAAUAUAAUUUAAUUUCUUAUGUAACAAUAUAUAAUAAUUUAUUGGUUAAUUACUUAUUGUUAAUAAGGCAAAUAAAAAUACUAAUUGCUUUGCCUUACUCCUUGCUCAAUAUUGUUUUUAAUCAAAACCUAUCAUCCGCAUCUGGGGAUGUUCUAAAUGUGAUAAAAUUGCUGCCAAUAAUUACUGUUUGGUAUUUGGUGUGGGAGUUAAGAAAGAAAAUUAGAUACAAAAUAAAUAUUUUUGUUAUUACA
Molecule: messenger RNA, 4012 nt
Organism: Cimex lectularius (bed bug)
Lineage: Eukaryota; Metazoa; Arthropoda; Insecta; Hemiptera; Cimicidae
Product: atlastin-like
Exons: 11
Coding region: 322-1992 (556 amino acids)
Biological process (GO): endoplasmic reticulum organization; protein homooligomerization
Molecular function (GO): GTPase activity; GTP binding
Source: RefSeq, a predicted model, not a curated record